Molecule: messenger RNA, 1429 nt
Organism: Pyrus x bretschneideri (Chinese white pear)
Lineage: Eukaryota; Viridiplantae; Streptophyta; Magnoliopsida; Rosales; Rosaceae
Product: F-box protein At2g39490
Exons: 3
Coding region: 68-1051 (327 amino acids)
Molecular function (GO): protein binding
Source: RefSeq, a predicted model, not a curated record
UUUUUUGUACUUUGUUUUAGUACAUCAUAUCUACUCUUGUAGUAAACUUAGUUCAGCAGCUGGAGAUAUGGUGAAGACAAUAGCAGAUGAUUUGUUUGGAAAAUUACCAAAUGAAAUCAUUUGCAAAAUUAUUUCUUUUCUCCCUUCAGAAUCUGCAUUAGAAACCAGUUUAAUUUCAAGUAUGUGGAGAGGCCUUUGGAAUACAACUUUAGUUCAGCGGGUCACUACAAAUGCUGCUGCUGCUGAUGCAGUUUCUGAGUUUCUAUCUCACUUUGACCAACAUGAUCCCUUACGGCAUCCUAGGAAGCUGCAACUGCACUUUGGGAAACACAGUGAUCUCCUAUUGGCUACAGUUGCAGCCAACAAUAAACUCCACCUGGAGUUUUCCACAGAGAAUAAGGAAAUUCCAAGGCAUUUUGGUUGGAACUUGAAGCUGAAUCACCGAAGGGUCCAAACCCUAAUUUCCCACCAGCCUUCUCCCUCUAAUUUCUUUGUCAAAAUUCUUUACCUAAAAUCAGUCAGCUCUUUUGGCAAUGAAGCAAUUUCUUCUAUGAUUCCGAGUUUCGAAUUUCUCGAAAACUUGAAGAUCAUUGAAUGUGAAGGGUUACAAUCUUUGCAUAUCGAGUCCAGUCCAAGGCUACUCAGCCUGACCAUCUUUGACUGCCAGGAUCUCAAGUCUCUCCACCUCAAAACUUCAAAACUUCGAUCUUUUCGAUACCGUGGUUUUCUCCCUCAGAUUUGGACGGAACAUCAUUUUAACUUAGCAGACGCCAUGCUUGAUUUCAGGCAAGGCCCCGUCUACAGCGGAUUCAAAAGUACCGACUUUGAUCCUAUGUUGUUAACCAUUAAAAAUGCUCAAGUUCUCACACUAAGCAAAUGGACUUUUCAGACAUUGAUCUGGCCAUCCCUUUUGUCACUACAAGCAAACUUCAUAUUCUACAAGCUGAAAGAGCUACGGUGGAUUGAUAAUCGGGAAGAAAGAUGCAACAGCGAUGCUCUGAUGUCCUUUAUUAAAUUAUGUCCAGCUUUGGAGCAACUCUCUCUAACUUGAGGAUGAUCCUAAAGGCGACUCCAUGUCAAGGACAGCUCGAUCCUAGAAGAAAGUCAGAGGCCAAACAAAACUGGCUAAUCUCAAAGUGAUUAAGUUGGCGGGAUUUACUAAUCAAGAGGAUGAAAUCACUUUGGCAGAGCAUAAAUUAUAGAGUUGCAGCCAAUUACCAUAAUCAUUAGCAGCAUCAAGAGAGAAAUGAGUAUACAACAUGGUAACAUGGGUCUACGUACACACCAAAUUCUCAAGUCUGAAUUUUUUGCUCCCUAGUAAAAGGUUAUGUGAUCCACUCUAUGUAUACAUGAUGAAAUUGCCUUGCUCAAACGAUUUGAAAGCGUGUGCAUAUAAAAGAUAUGGGUUAGAUCAGUUUUUCAAUACAAA